GCAGAUCUUUCAAAGAUGGGAAAUUCCAAUGAUUCUUUCCGUUUUGUCGAGCCCUGCUUUGGUCUCUGGUUUGAUGGUUGUACGUGCUAAAAAUCCGGUACAUUCCGUUUUGUUUCCCAUCCUAGUCUUUUGCGACACUUCUGGUUUACUUAUUUUGUUAGGUCUCGACUUCUCCGCUAUGAUCUUCCCAGUAGUUCAUAUAGGAGCUAUUGCCGUUUCAUUCCUAUUCGUGGUUAUGAUGUUCAAUAUUCAAAUAGCGGAGAUUCACGAAGAAGUAUUGCGCUAUUUACCAGUGAGUGGUAUUAUUGGACUGAUCUUUUGGUGGGAAAUGUUCUUCAUUUUAGAUAAUGAAACCAUUCCAUUACUACCAACCCACAGAAAUACGACCUCUCUGAAAUAUACGGUUUAUGCCGGAAAGGUACGAAGUUGGACUAAUUUGGAAACAUUGGGCAAUUUACUUUAUACCUACUAUUCCGUCUGGUUUUUGGUUUCUAGUCUGAUUUUAUUAGUAGCUAUGAUUGGGGCUAUAGUACUUACUAUGCAUAGGACUACAAAGGUGAAAAGACAGGAUGUAUUCCGACGAAAUGCCUUGGAUUCUAGGAGGACUACUAUUCAUAUUCAGAACAGAAGGUUCUUCUCCCACAAAGGGGAUGACGCACCUGUCCCCCCCGCUGAUCCGGAAUCCAUUUAAUCUGAUUUGGCAGAGAGAAUAGAAAGGAUUUAUAGGCGGGCCGGGGAGGAGCAAUCUUUAGUAGAAGCCGGGACUACGCCAAGGGAACUUGUAGAUAACGUCCUGCCAGAGGGGGCGGAGCUACCGCUUCUACAAGAAACCUGGGUUCAGUUUGUACGGGACGAGUCACACAGCGAGUUUUGGGUAGAGAUCGAUUCGAUAAUCUGCUAAGGAAAUAUGGGCACGCGGCGCGCGGUGAGCCCGACACCCCCGAUCCCGAUGCUCGAGCCUGAUGCCCCUCAAUCAGGAGGAGGCGACUCAGCGGGGAGCACGGGGGAAGAAAAUUGUCCGGGGGCGGGGAAGGAAAGUAGGAACCUCCGAAGGCCCGCCCGAGUCAAGGAAGCGCAAAAGUUAUUCUGAUUCUGAUUCCGGGGGGGAUGAUGGGAGUGACCCUGCUCCGGAUCCUUCUCCUUUCUUUUGAUUUUGACUAAAAUGAGAGGUGGAGAAAUUGAGUUCUUUUGAGCAGCGUUGUCUGUAGUAGAGUAGCUUUUUUUUUUUUCUUUUACAGAAAGAAGGCGAGGCCCACCUGCCUUCUCUAGGUACUUUACUUGGAAAGGUGUCACCGCCUUCCUUCUUCUCUAGGUACUUUACUUGGAAAGGUAGGUGCGGGAAAGAAGAGCGGGUAUGUGGGCUUCUUUCAAUCGAAACUUUUUUGAAGCCGUCAAACUUUAUCGUUUCAUUAUAGAUGGAUCUAAAACAUUGCGUUGCAGAGUGGAGGCGUGAAGAAGGUUAAGAGAAGCAAGCCAAAGGAAAGAAAAAGCAACUUGAUACAAUAUUGAAGAUAAACACUCAGGAAAGCACUGGGUCAACUGACUCCACUAGCCAGCUUCUGCUUCAGAACUUACUUCAAAGAGGCUGACUUAGCACUUAGCAUAAUGCUUUUGUUCCGGUGCAUAAAAGUAAGUGAGCAGGUGGGUGAGUCCAAAGGUUUUUCCGAAGCGCGAAGGACUUGCAGUUCUAAAAUAGGAAGGGCUCUGUACUCAAAUCAAAGCAAAGUAGUAGUUUCAUAGGUCGUUGUGCUAGAGCUAAGAUUUAUAUGAAAGUGUGAGGGGAAGCCAUUUCCAGCUUCUACUUUCUGCGAACCGGGCUCAUUACCGGCCUACAGUAGCAUUCUACUGUGAGCUUUCUCACUGCGGAUCGCCUUGAUUCACUGAUCGUUGACAGCUACUCAGGAGAGGUUAUCCUUUGCCAGACUUUGUGUUGAGAUGAGUUCUCCGCUUCCCGAAAAGAUGAUUUUUGUCAAUCAGCGUAGAGUGGUGGAUUAUAAAGUGGUACAGUCCGAAUGGGUUGGUUCAAGCUAGCUGUUCUUACUGAACAGGUGUUUUAGCAUUCUUUUCGAAUUCGAAGUUGCGGGGUGCUUUGGCUUUUCAAAGUUCUCAAAGAGAAUAAAGUAAAGGCGCUACGCGUGGAUCGAAUUAAAGUAACGUAAGGUUUCGUAAGAAACAAUUGAAUAAGCGUAUCAAAGAGAAUGAGGUCUAGCACUCCGAAAUACCAUUGAGAAAGAGCAAUAGAACAAGGUUAGAAUAAGAUCUCCAAAAUGGUUGAUGACUCCCACAACUUGUCAGGCUGCAUUCCCGUGAAAUUGUUUUGGGACAAUUCCAGUUUUACUAUCUAUGCGGUAGCUCAGCCAAGUAAUCUGGUAUCUCACCAUUAAGACGGUUACCUAGCAAGUUCAGCUCUGUGAGGUUCUUGCAUCCUUUAAAUGAAUGUCUCUAGAAUACUCCCAGUCAGAUUGUUAUUGUGCAAUAUGAGUGACUGCAGAGAGUUGGCUUGACAUAUCUCGGCUGGGAUAGAAUAGAACCUGAGAGCUGGUUGGUUUCUGCAGAGAAACUAACAAGAUGCUGCAAUGGCAGCGCUGGCAGAGGCCCACGGAACAUGUUUUCUGCAAGAGAUAUGGAUCGAACACUCGCCCUGUUCCGUAUCCAAUCUGGAAUAUGACCCGUAAGUUUGUUCCCUUCAACGAAAAUUGUGGCAAUAGCUUCUAAAUCUGCAAGUUCUUCAGGGAUAGAGCCUGUGAAGGCAUUGAAGGGACGGACAGAUUUUUGAGCGUAAGCUUCUUGCAGUUACUAAGCUCUUUUGGUAUGCUCCCACUGAGCCCAGCACCUUUGCAAACAGCCGAGUUAGAUUGCCCAGCUCACCGACAGAUGUUGGCAGUUCAGCAUUGAAGUAGUUCUCUGAUAUAUAAAGUUCCUUCUUUUGAGACCACCAAUUGACCAAGGGAUGGUGCCUGUGAACUUGCAUCCGGGGAGUUGAAGAACUUUUAGCAGCUUCAGGUUACCAAUCUCUUCUGGAAUGCUUCCACUAAGACCAUUCUGUCUCUAAAUUAGCAAUUCCUUAUUUUCCAGUUGACCAAUCUCCCUAGGUAUUGGCCCCACCAAACUGUUUGAUGAGAGAUCAAGUGUCAACUGGUUCACCAACGCAGUUAUUCCCGGGAAUAUUUAUCCCGUGAGGUUAUUCUGGCUUGCAUCAAGGUGCUAGAGCCGAGACUGGUUACCAAAAGCAGCUGGUAUCGACCCGUUGAAUGUGUUCAUGUGAAGGUCCAGGAUAUCCUCGAGGAUGAAGGCCAGAUCACGCCCAAUUCGAUCCUUGAAAGACCCAUUGCACUACAGCGGCAGCUCGGGCUCGAGCAACGGCGGGAGAUAAGUCUUCUCUUCAUUCAGCAUUCAGUCUAUCUUCGGAAAGCAGCAAUAAUUGAUGCACGCAGACGAUGGUUAAAUGCUUUCUUGAUUUACUACUAAUAGGUGGUGUCUAGACGCUAGGAAAAAGUGAGGAUUAUAGCUUCUGCCCCAUAGACCAUUCGGAAAGGAGUCUGUCCCUUCGGUCUUAUAUGUUAGUAUAGGUUGGUUCUUCCGAAUGCACAUAAGACCACUGGUCACCCUCAAUCCUUAGCAUUGAACUUGACUGAUUUGGCUAAGAUCUGGGGAACUAGAGCAGUCCCCAGAGGGCACUACACAAGGCAGGAGAGGCAAUAGCGAAGCGAAGCCCUAGUUCAAUCGAGGAUGGAUUCAUUGAGUGGGCGAGGAAGAUGAUUGGUAUGGGAAGAUCGGUCUUUCACUAAUGGAGCAUCUCCACCCUAGCCUUGAAGUUGAACAUCCGGGGAUAUCUAAAUAUUGAACCAGUGAUUAAAAAGAAUGGCAAGACUGCGGUUGAAGUCCCAGCUGGAAAUCCAAAUUGCUCGAACACAAAAAAUCUAGACAAAGGAAAGAAACCUGGUUUGCAUAUUUUCGUAUAUGCCCAACUAAUCUAUCGCAUAGGAAGAUCGCCCCUGUAAGUUUAUUUCACACAUUAUGUUACUUUGUUUAUGGUGUGGAAAUAAAUAUCAAUAUUCUAACUUGCCGCUUUCUAUGGAUGCAUCCUCUACUCUAGUGCUUACCUGUCCUACUUUCUUUAAUUCAUUCCUAUUUCCUCUCCUGUACUUAUAUUUAUCUUGCCUGCGGCAGUUUUGUAAUCAAUUUCUACUAGGGAUAGGGAGCGUGAACUUUCUCUCAUCCAGUGAAUGAGUUACCUGAAGAUCGAUGGCAUAUAAAACGCCCUAAUUCAAUAUAAAAUCUGUUAUUUCACUUUCAAAAUGCCCCGUUCGCACUUGCUUGAGUGAGGCGCAAGCCGUUUUCUUGCUAGGCAAGAUAGGUCAACGGAUAGCUUGUUGGUUGAUACGGGACCCCUUCUCAACUUCAUGUGUUUUGUAACUGCCAUAAAGCAAGGCCAUAGUCCAACAUUCCAUCCUUUUCCACCGCUGUAUUGGCUUCUGCUUCUCUUCCUUUUGCCGAGGAAGAUCUGCUUCUCUUGCAUCCUCCAGUCUUAAAUUCCUAUCCGUACUAGACUAGACCUUCCCUUAGCCAUCAACCUACCGAACCCAGGAAUGAGAUCCACAAGGAAAGAGAUUGGCAGAAAUCCAGAAAGAAUGAUGCACAAGAAAUGGUUAGAACCUCGAGAAUAGAUGCGAAUAGCAGCUCAGAUCAGAUCCGAGAUGGAGCAGCAAUAAAGCAAAGAGGAGCAGAAAGGUUCGAAUCGAAUCGCAAGCAGCUGACUAGAGAGAGAUGAGUUGAGAAAUAAAGACUAUCCAAAUAUUGGAUAAGUUGUUUCGUAAUUCAUCUUUGUCAUUGACUUCGGCCUCUCAUUUAUCCUUAUUUGGUAGCUGAGAAGUGAAGCACAACAAAGUUUUAAUAGAUCUCUUCCUGUCAUUCAAUAACCAUCCUUUAUUUUUGCAGUAUAGAGAAGUGAUUAGCCGGUGCCCAGGAUAAGGUAGUGGAACUGGUGCGUAUCAGGUUUGGCAUUAGCUCUUUUGAAUAAUAGAGCUGAGCAGCUAAGAACAGAUAGCAAUCUGGAACAGCUCUGAAAUGCAAAUAAAAUGAUGAUUGGUCCUAGCUUAUGGGUUGCGAUAAGACAGUUUCGAAGGUUCUAGCCAUCUCAAGGAAGUAUAUAAGUAGCUAUCGGCACCUUUUGAAGAAGGAGGCUCGGUAGCAGAGAUGUUGAGUAAAGUCUAGAUGACACGAACCCUAGCAGAUCUGCUAUAGCAAAGUGGUAAGUUACCAGCGGUGUCGAUAGAAUAGAAGAGAAGCAUCAGAGCGAGCGUUAUAGAUCAGUCAGCAUUAGCGACAUCAAUUCUGCUACAGUUUUGUUAAAGAAAGGUGAAUACAUUCUAAAAAGUCUAAAACUCAUCUUAUUUCUUAAAGAGCAUAUAACAACAAACGAUUUCACUUACAAGGGGGUGCAGCUGCAGGAACUGGGUGCUGUGCCGCCCGCUGCCUACUUAAUGUUUCGCUUGCCUUCUACACUUCUGCAAUGGGAGUCACCACAUGAGAUGCUAUUUUUCACCUUUCGCUAUUAUUCGCUCUUGCGUGUCUUUGGAGCCCGAUCUUUCCCUUGCUUACGCCCCUAGAAACUCCGUGAAAAAACCACCUCGUUUUUCCAUAAAUAAAGGAUUCCUAAUAAAGUUUUUACAUAUCAUAUCCCAGCGGUAUUUUUUUAAUAAUUUUUGCAUAAAUAAAGUAUAAUUUCCACAAAAUAACACUUUUAGGCGCCCACUUGAAAUUCAACUUAACGUUGGACGUUGACCAGGCCCUCUCUAUUGCCAGAAUUGGGGACUGGCUCUUCUCCACAACUAGAAAACACAGAACUGCCAGAGGUUUGGUCAUAACCAGCACGCACCCUCGCCAAUUUCGUUCUAAGCUCAAUCCAAGAUUGUGAUCGGGUUGCCUUUCGAUAUAACUUGGUUCAAGCUUGGAUCCAGUGGAUAGAUACUUUAAACGAUGGUAGGAACGGGAGCUACCCUGGAUCACUUGAGGAAGUAAGAACGCAAGUCUCUCAGUUGAAAUUAGAUCGUUCCAGGAUAAUAGCUGAAGCGGCUGAGAACUCCCAAAGAGAAGAGAACCAGCUUAAGGAGCAGGUAUCCGGAGUAUCAGCAAGCUAUAAAUAGCUUUAGGAUUGUAUGAAUAGAGUUGAGGAUCAAGUAUCCCUCAUAUUUAGAUCCCCCGUUGGGAAAAGCCCCUUUUUUAAAUCCUUUCACGCUUUCCCUUUGCCGAAGGCCGGCCUCUUUAGUUCCUACGUUUUCGGAAAAGAAGGUGAGACGCUAGCUAGCAACGGGAAAAAACGAGUAGUUAAAGAUGUGAAUGUAAGACUACUCGAAAGUACUUCCAUUUUUAUUAUAUUAUAUAGUUUCUAAUAGAGAGUACAGUUGUAUCUAUGUGCGAAACGACGAAAGAAAGAUGGAAGGCCCAAAGAGCUCUACAGUAGUGCCCCGGAAUGGGGUCGUAGAGCCGGUAACCCACUCUGUUUAGUAUUUUGAUUUCGUUCAAGGUGUUGCUCUGUCAAAUAGAGAUUGUGUGGGUGUUCAGUCUACCACUCAUGUUCACGUUCUACAAAUCUAAGGGAGUGCUCCUAGACUGGACGACUUCCCGUAAAUAACCUAGUUCAUGUUCCUUUGAAAGAAAUAAAAUGAAAGCUUUUGAAGCGAAGAUGUCAACGCGGUGCUAGGUUUGCGCCGGCCACGAUUAUUUAUAAGUAUAUUGGAAAGAAGAGUGACUAGGCUACGGUCUAACUUUUUCUUCCUAGCGGAGUUCAAUACGAAAAUAAAGGCGCUCCGCGUUGGGAAUGGCGUACGUAGUACGGGUGGUAUUUCCGGUAUAACUGAUCAGGGUUGUUCUGAAAGCAAGUCAAUUGGUGCUUUGGAAAGUGAGUGCCAGAGGCUAGUCACUGCUUGGUUUACAGAAGGGAAGGAAGAAAGAGAUACCGAAGCAGAUUCAGUAUAGAAAAGAAGAAAUUGAUACCAUUCAUUCCAGCUUAUUUGAUACCCACUUAAAGUUUCUAUCAAACCAUGUCUUUUUCUUCGAACGUCAAUCUCGUAGGAAUUUAGAUUGGAAGUGUGGUAUUGAAGGGCGAAGCCUUUACUCUUUUACUUGUUUCUUUGAAUAUAAUAUAACAUAGUAUUGACUACGCACUUCGAAAGAUAAUGGUGUAUUCCGAGGAUCAGUCCGUUUUUUAUUGAAUUCGCAAAUUGAUAGAUCUGGAUGAUUAAAAGAAUGAUUCUUCCCUGGGUAUUUCCCCGCUACCAUUAUGGAAAUUGGAGCUUUUCAAUUCCAUUUUGGAGAUGCUCGUAACGAUUUUUUUCUUUUGGGUGGGCAAGAAAAGGAUUUGACUCUUGAAGAUAUCAACUCAUACGCCUGCUCCAUACAUUAAAAAACAUUUUGGGUACUUUCUAUUAGAAUGGAUAAAUAGAAAUGGGUACAUUCCUCUUUCUCUUUCCUGGCCAAACUACCAAAAAAAAAGAAGAGAGAGAGCUGUAAGAGCGGUAAAAGCAAGCUCGGUGGCCCGGUUCACUACAGGUUGAUGUAUCCUUUUGAAAGAAAAGUCAAUCUCUCUAAAAAAUAAGCACUUCAACAAGUCAGGGCCCUUUUUUAUACAACUCCUAUGCGUAAUUGAUAGCUUUUUGGUAUUCUCCAUAUAUACUACUAGGUACGAAAUAACAGGAAAGAUAGAAAUAGUGACUUUGGCUUCAAAUAGAGAGCAGCUUAAAGGGAAGGAGGACAGCUCUGAAAAAAUAACUGAACACUGGCUAGGAACUGGGCUGCACUAAGCCCGGCACUUUUUGGGCUUCUUCAUGAAUCUCGUUUUCAGGUAAGGUCAGACUUAUUGAAUAUAUAUCUGAAAGAAAGCAAAGGAAUGAAUCGUUUUUUCCAAUUACCUUCUCUCGAAAACCAUAGAUCUUCUGGUUACCAUUGACUAUCCGGCACUUUCGUCUGUAGAGCGAAGCAAGAAAUUGCAUGGAAGGGCUUGCCCUGCUAAUAUCAGCCUUGUUUGGAACAAUAGAUGCAAUCCAUUUCAGUGUAUGUCACUGAGUUCACCAUUGCAGUUGAGACGUCAGGCAAUUGAGCGUUCCCUAGAGUUUGGUUCAAAGGCUAAGGACUCCCCGCCGCCUUCAUAAGGGCACUAAGGCGGAGCACGGAAAAGAAAAUGGGGCACCCAUGUUUUACCAGUCCCGGAUCUCAGGGCCGUUUUGCACAUGAACGAAAUCGAAUUUCAUUGCGGGAAAUUUGGAUUUCAUGAGGGAGGAAAAGGCAAGGCGGAGGGUGGAGAGUCGUACAAUGCAUUGGUGGGAUGAAGGUGCUAGCUUGGCUGAGAUAGGAAGUUUCGAUGUGUAUGUAGAUUUGGUUCUAGUGCCCCCACCCUUUUCGAGAUCUGUCAGGAUUUAAAAGAUGUUAUAGUGUAAACUAUAGAGAAAUGGAAUGAAUGAAAUGUAUCUAAGAAGAAAGGAAGCCAUGCUCCAUCCUGUUUAUAAAAAGAACAUCACCUCCCUUCCCUUUUUGGUUAGAUACCGCUCCGUUAGGUACUAAUGCUUCUACCUAUCACCCUCCGGGUGAGUUUGAGAGCUGUGUUUUUUCCAACGUUAAUAGCAUUCCGCGAGAAAAGAGAAAAGUCAUCUACUGAUGUUGUCAGCGGAGUCCCUCGUCCAUCCAUGUAUGAAUAGCGGUAUCCCCCAUUUUGGACAGUGAUGAGGUAGUCGACGCAAUUUGCAUGUGUAUUUGCGUUCGGCUUUGCUACUUUCCUUCUAGACUAUAAAAGAAUGUCCGCGGAAGGGAAUAGUCUACGUGGCCCGGGCCCGGGGUAGUCUUUCAAUUCCUUUAUCGGGUGGGAGAGUUUAGAACCUGUUAAGCCAAUAGCUGCAGCUUUAGUCACACUAGCUACAUCAGUGGAUCAUGGAUUUAGCAUACCACCUCAGAAUAGUCUACGUGGCCCCUACUUUUAUUUUACUACUUUUUUUUCCAGUAAUGCAGACAGCCCUUUUUAAAGCGCUAGGCCGGGCAGUUGGUACGAAAACAGAACCAUUAGUGGAGUAAGAUCCCGAUCAAAGCAGAGCGGUCUAAUCGAAAUAAUCAUAUCUAAGAGCAGGCAGGCACACGACUGGAUAUCAAAGGUGGGGCUCCCCUCCUCUACUCUACUCUACUCUACUAAAUGAAAUGAAAUAGUAUUUGUAUUUGGGUCGUCUUUGUGUUCGAUUCGAAUAGAAGCGCCAUUGUCAUCCGCUGCAGUUCUUCAUAGUCCGUCCUAGUAAGCUGGUAGGUUGGUGGAUGUGAACAUAAACUCCUCAUAUUUCCUACUGUUGCUUCCUGUAUAAAGGAAGAGUUGUCAGACAAUGAUACUCUUUCCAAAUCUGCAAUCUUCGUCGUUGUAAUGCCUCAGUCAUCAAUAGUAGAUAGUUGCUCAACUAUGCAAUAAGGAUUUUCCUCUCCUCACAGAUUGGAGGACUUUCACUUGACUCACUAGUGGGUUUUGCCUCGGGAAACAAGAAUAUGGAUUUGAGCAAGUCUGUUUUCCCAUGGGCCUACUACCUGCUAUUUUCAAAGCGUAGAGGACCCGCCUUUCUGAUCAAAGUAUGCUUCCCUUAUGGGCGAAACCACUGAAUCGGACGGAUCCUUUUUUCUUGGAUUGACCAGGCCAGCUUCUCCACCCAAUUCUUUUCUUACGAGACGAGAUAGGCACAGUGUCAGGGUCAUGUGAUGUGAAUGGUUUGUUUGAUCUGUUUCUUGUCCCUAUGGGUUCGAUUGGCAAUCAGGAUAUCGGUCGCUUGGCACUAGUCGAAUAGGCGAUUCAGUCGUGAUAGUGCCAUCCCUUGCCCCUUGGAGUGAGUUGAAAGCACUCUUCCAGCUCUUGAUUCGCGGAAUUCAUUACGAAGCAAGAUUUCAUUUCAUUUCCAUUUACGUCAUUAGCAAAACAAGCAAGAUUCACCUCAGGAUACGACGAAUUCUGGAACACUUCCUUGAUUGAUAUAUGCAUUUUCUAGAGCAGGCACCAUUGACUGCUUCUUCAACGUCUAUACUAUACGAGACGAGACGAGUUAUUGUACGAGUCAAGCUUGCUCCAGACCAAGCUCACUUUACACGGGCUUAGAACUCAACCUGACCCAACAAGAAAACGGAUAGACGCAGCGCAACGGCUUGAUAGCCUGACUCAGCAAGAGGCGAGGAUGCACGUGACUAACUAAAACAGCUUUCGCGCUAUCAACUUCUUUGAUCGAACCUGGCCUGGCGAUUGAAGCAUUCGAGAUAUAGAAGAAACUGCCCAAGUCAACCGGAUAUUCCAAAGCAAGGGUUAUGAAUCAAAAGAGAAGUGCCAGCUGGAUCUCUGGUUCAAAGUUCAGGGCAUGGAAUUGAUUCGUAUGCUCGUUCUCUCGCUGAGCAGAACCAUCUCUGUCUGAGAAGACCCAGUCUCCCAGUGUUUCUAGAAAAGGAAAUCCCAUUCGUCAACCUAAAUGGAAGGGCAGGUAAGGGAAGGCCAGCAGGAAAUUCAGUAAGUAAGGUAUCUCAGUGCCAGUGCUCUCCGGUUUCAAGUUGAUGCGGGCAGUCGUGGGGACAGGCAAAGCUGGGAUGCCUUACUAGCAGGAAUGAAAAGGUAUGUAUGAACCAACAAAGGUCAAGUAGACGAACACAUAUCCACUCCACUAGAGAAAGCGUCGAACCAGGGAAGAAUGAAUGGUUAGAACCAGUCAAGGGUGCCGUACUCAUGCCUACGGGGAAAGAGACUGAUCCGUAUCUGAUACGCCUUCACUUCUUUCGAGCUUCUUAUUCGAUUUCUUAAAUGACUUCUUCGGGCCUUACCCUAGACUACCUUCACUUAACUUAAUGCAGAAGCCAGAGUUCGAGGAAAGCGGUAGUUGGUUAUUUCGGGAUGAAUUUCUAUUUCUAAAAUGUGGAUGAACAUAAAUGGACGGAAACGAGAAAAAUGCAUAAUUCAUAUAAGUUCAUUCGAAAGAAUGAGGAUUCAUGAUGUCUCUUCCCAACCAUUCUUCCUGAGGAAGGCACCUCCGAUCGAGUCCUUAGCGCCAUGGAUAUUCUUCGCAGUGCCUUUGGAUGCUUCUCAGAAACCGCCUCUUUCCACUGGCUAUAUGAAAUUCCAAAUGAGACUUCCCUGCGUCGCCAAAGGAAUGGGAAACUUCUUGGUUCGAAACCUUUGAUCCUAUGCCGCCUGUCUGAAAAUAAAUAUAAGCAAGGCACCUAUGACUACGAAUCCGAAGGCCAAGCAUGCGGAUUUGACAUGGUUUCCCACUUUUCUCAGAGUCACUGGGCAAUAGAAAAGUAUACAAGCACAUUUCCAAUCUACAUAAAGAUACCAACCAGGUAUCUACUUCAAAGACAGGGCGUCGGCGAUCCUCUACUAUUAAGAGACAGAUAACAAUGGUGCCGACAGAGAUGGACAGAACUGCAGAGAAUACCUCUCCGGAGAAGUCCUUACAUGUCUCAAACUAAAUAAAUCCAACCAAUAGUGAAACUGAAACAAAAAACACGUCUCUUACACACGAGAGACACUGUUGAGUCUCUCUAUACUAUUUUCAGUAUAGAGUCGGGGUACACUCAACAAAGAAAAAUCCCGAACAAGAACAAAGAAUGGAAGAUAUUAUGAGCACGAUUCGCAUAUUGUUGCCCUUGCGUAAGCAGAUUACCGGAUAUUUUGACAAACCGAGCCUUUCUCUUAAUCGAGAUUCUACUAAUGAGUUCUUAAGCACCUUUCUAAAAACUUACAUCGAGGAUAUUCAUGAUUUCCAUUUCAUCGAUGAAGAUCCUAUAGAUCGGGGAGAAUCCUCUUUAUCAUUAGACAAUAAGAAUACAACUUAUUACGAGGCUGAUGCAAGUGAUGAAGAAAUGGAUAUAACAGAUGGGAUAGAGGGAAUCAUAGGGGGUACUAAUCGAGGCCACAACGGUGGUGGCGACGGUGAAGCUCUAUUCAUUCAAAUAAGCAGGUUACUUAUGAAAUAUAUAAAGUAUUAUAUACUCAACAUAACACAUACCUAUGAUGCCAUGCCUUGGUGGGUAAGCGGGAUACCAUGGUGGAUGGCUGAGAGUAUCCUCACACUCUUAUCGUUAGUAUGUAUACAUUCUAUACUUCAAUUUAAUCCUCUUAUCUAUAAGGGCAAUCGAUGUGAUAUUAUUUAUAAGGUGCCGGAUAUUACAUUAAUAGGAAUAACCAACCAUAUAACAAAGGAACCAAUUAAACAGCUACAAUGGCUCUAUUCUCUGACACCUGAUAACUAUCCUACUAAAUGGAUCUAUAGACUAAGAAAUCUCUUUAGUUAUGAUGAGAAUAUUCCAUAUAGGAUAGGAUUUCUAAGAAUAAAGUGUUCUUUAGGCUUACGGAGUAUAAAAGGCUUAGUAUUAAGUGAUUCUGUAUUAUAUCAAUAUGCCCAUUUGGGAGCUGGCCUCAAAUCUCUCAUUCCGCAAUCUAGAGUAGCCAUUUUCAUGCAAGUUGCAACUCGUCAUUUUGAUGAAAGGCAUCGUAAGUAUCUCUACGGUUUCUUUAAUAUACUUGUGUAUUCUGGCGUAGGAUUAGUUGUUUGGUACUAUAUCACACCACACCUUAUACCUGAUUUAGGAUUCUUCCGCGGGGUAAACCUAGAUUCUUUUAAGGACCCAGCUUCGGUUGUUGAUGGGUACAAGAGGGUUUCGUACAUAUUUACAAAAGACGUCGUUAAGACUGUGUUAAGAACUUGUCGAAAUGAUACUUUUUUUCACAAUUUACUAAAUGAGGAAUCAAUCCAAUUUUUUGAUAACGAAAUUAUCAGCAUAACCGAUUUGAAUUCAAACAGACACCUUAAUCUAGAUCACUUCGAGGAGGUUGAAGCUAACAAGCUAGAUCUAGUAGCGUGUAUUGCAGUAGGUAUUAUGAGUGCUACCUUUAUAGCUACCAAUCUUCUUCCUCCUGGUACUACUACGAUAGUCCAAUGAAUAAGGAGAAGGUCGUUAUUUGUCAGUAUUGAGCCUGAUAGCAUAAUUCAGUACCCGUGAUGAUGGGCUCUAGCAAGGAGGAAGGGAAGCAUCCUCUUCAAUAGCUUGAAAUCAACUACAGAGUGUUGAGUAUCAAAUUACGUAUUCUAUUUAUUCAGAAAUCGCACAGGGGAAGCUCCUGAAUUCAUUAGUUGAGUAUGUGAUCUCAUAGUAAGAAGUGAUCACAAACGGUGAUGGAUGCCGAGAGUAUGUUGAUGGGGUGAAUCUGUAGAACAAUACUACAGUAGAGAUUGGGUAGCCCCCUCAACUAUAAAAUAAGCAAAUCCUGAAAGGCGAGUAAAAGCACCUACAGUUGUAUCUGUCUAAGCUAUUAUAAGCUUAGAGAAGGGGGGGAAACCCCCAUCGGGUAGAUGCAACUAUACAAAAUACCCAACACACACAAAAACAAGGGACACACUAUUAUAUCAUGAAAAACACUGUCGAGUCAUUAGAACAGUUGAAUACCACACUUUCUAAUACAGUCAACGAUAUACCAGAAUCAUCUGCAAUGGGUGCCUUAAGCCAUUCGGCUAAUUCGAGUAUUAAUGCAGCUCUUAACAGUACGGAAGAGGUAAAAAGGGGUGAAGAUGUCGCGGGGGAUUCAAUUCAUGCAAAUAUUAGUGAUAUGUUUCAUAUAGGUAACCCAUUCAACCCAUUUCAGUGUUUCAUUGAUAACCACAUGCGUAAAACCAUCUUUGCAAAAAAUCCAUAUGUGCAAUACGCUGUCGAAAGUUCUUAUUACACACCUGCGGUUAAUCGUCUGGUUAAAGGGUUGAGUUUGAAAGAUAUGGAUCCUAUCAUGCGUAUGCACUAUCUUUAUAUGCGCUCGUUGCUCCGUUUAAAAUUGAAAAGAAAGAUUUAUCGUGCAGAUUUCAGUGAAUAUAAGGGGUUGCGGUCUCUCUAUAACAGGGCUACAGAUAAUUUAUAUAGCCACCUACAAAGGGCAUUAGAAAAGUAUGAAAACUUCGGUGUUUCUGCAAAACAUAAAGUAUUGCAAUGUUUAGUACACGUGGUGACAUCACAAUCAGACAACAGUGUUAGGUAUGUCUAUGGGAACAUCUUUGCACUAGUUAGAUUAGGUACUUAUGUAACAGUGUGGUACUGUUAUACUGAGAGCGCACCAGAUUUCAUAUCUGUGGACCCGCACUAUCUUGAUAUAGAAUUGAUUAUUGAUUUAUUCAAAGUUCGUAAAUUAUUCGUAUGGAUUCCAUACGAGGAAGUGAUUAGUACAUCAAUCUUAGAAGCUUAUGAUGCGGUUGUGGAAAGGACGGCUUUAACGGAUUGCUUGGAUAGAAAGUUGAGAGAAGAGGAAUUGUCGGAUAAAUUCGAAUUCUGGGGGAAAUGCUCUGAUGGUGAUCAUACCAUAGAUUCUGUAGAGGAGAAUGCCACUAUAGAAUAUGCUAGCAGUAAAGAAGGUAGUGCCUGUAAAGAGGGGGUGGAUAGUAGCUGUAAAGAAGAAGGUGGUGGCUGUGAAGAAGAAGGUAGUGGGAGUGAAGAAGAUAGUGACGAUAGUGACAAUCCUAGAUACCUGGCAUUCGGUGUGGUUGUCCUUGUAGGUGUGUUAUUAUACGUCUGGUAUUGUUCUAGGUAAUUCUAUAUUUAUUGUGAAAACCAGAAAUAAGAGUUUCAGUUCAUACUUGGCGGUAAAGGGAUAACCUUUUUGUCUUGAGUGGAAAUAGAAUUCCUUUUUGCAAAGCUAGCUCUUAUGGCGCAUUGGUGCACAAUCGUGCACUGCUUCUUCCUCAUAAAAGAACCCGGCUUUCCUUCCUAUAUGUUUAGGAUAAAAACCUUAUCCAUUAAGAGAUGGAACUUCAAGAGCUGCUAGGUCUAGAGGGAAGUUGUGAGCAUUACGUUCGUGCAUUACCUCCAUACCAAGAUUAGCACGGUUGAUGAUAUCAGCCCAAGUAUUAAUAACGCGACCUUGGCUAUCAACUACAGAUUGGUUGAAAUUGAAACCAUUUAGGUUGAAUGCCAUAGUACUAAUACCUAAAGCAGUGAUCCAGAUCCGGCCAAGCAGCCAAUCAGUCGUGUAAAGAACGAGAGUUGUGGAAAGAAACUAGCCUAGCGUAUUGGAUGGAAGAUUCGAUUCAUCGACCUAAAGAACCGUGCCGGGGGUGCCGUGAGCAGCCACACCUACUACUUGACUCUUCCUCUUGACCGAAUGGCGAACCCAGAUUCUUCAUUUAUCACCGCAAACGAACAAUUUAUUUGCGUAGUAAAUAGAGUAAGGAUCAAAGAGUAUACCACUAAACAAGACCCUUAUAGAGCAGAGAGAGAGACAAAGGACAUAACAAGACCCUUAUAGAAAGUCAAAAAGAUAAUCAAAGGCAUUCCCUGGUUUACUAACCCUUAUAGAGUACAUGAGCCAAAGCACAAUCCAUCCCUUCCAAUCAGACAAGAAGGAAUCCGAUGUAUUGAUCUUCGUCUGUACUGUGCUGUACAAGACAAUUACCAAAGAUCACAACUAAUGAUCUGUUUGACACAAGACAUGACAUGACCUGGCGGAUCAUAUACAGAAAUGGGUUUAGCCUUCUCCUUGGCUUGACUCUUGUAAGUGAAAGGUUGGAUCAUAUCUGGUUUCCGGGAAGGUGCCUCGCUAUUCCUCUGUUUUGUAGCUGACUAGUAAAGGUGGCCUAGCCUGCACAGGUUCGUUGGUUUCAGCUUGUGCUUUACUUGAGUGGUUUCGGGCUCUGUUUGGUAUUAGCUUGAGAAGCGGUUGUAAUUGUUCAUUCAUAUCUUGUUUCAGCAAUGGUCUAUACUAUAGAGCUCGGGAAUGCAUUCCAUGCCUAUUCUUCAAUAUGAGAAGGGGUGUCUCCCCCUCUUAGAGGCUUUCCUCUUAGCUUAGAGGCUUUCCUCUUUUUAGCAGCAUCAGCUUGAAUCUCCCGAUUAGCAAUCAUGAUUUCCGAAUUAGAAAAUUCAUUUCGGAGAUCUUCAUUCUCCUCUAACAAAUUCAUAAUUAUCCGAUAGGAGGUCGGAUUGAUACUUUUCACAUCAAAGUCACCUAUAUGGCAGGGCUUAGUAUCAACCCAUACUCCAUUUUUGUCGAACACAUACUCCCUCUUUUUACUUUCUAACCCCAUGGUAUACUUACACAUUUUCUCUUGAACCAACAGUUCACGGAAGUUUCUACUGAACUUUCGGACAUAUGAAAUCACUUUUUUAGCCCUAGGGUCAGCUAGCUGGUUGAUGAACCAUUCUUCAUCAGCCUCAUCUUUACCCGCUCCUUUAAACUUUAUUAUGGGUUGGUCCACACUAGAUGCCUUAAGCAUAUAGGACUUAGGUGCUAAAAAGAUGCCAUAUUCGACAAAGUGCUCAUGCUUAAACUUACCCAAAGCGGUAGGUGAUACCUCUUCUUCAGGAAGUUCCCUCUCAACAACGACUGAGUCCGUAUCCGUGUAAUAGCAGUCAUCCCUCGAAAUGAAUGGGUGCAUUCUUAUGCGGGCAUAACCCGUGACAGCGGCCGAUAUUUGAACAGCAGCAUAAGUAGGGCGGUCUGAACUAAGCUUCAGUAAAUCCAAACUUCUGACAUUUUUGCAUGUUACUAGGCACUUGUCUGAACUAAGCUCAUAACUUUGAACAAACCCAUCAUUAUAGAGAGCUAAUUUUCUACUUUCUUCUGUAGAAACAAUUUGAGUCGUUGUGCUUUCGGGGCUGAUCCCGAACCUCCCGUAGAGACUGUUCAUGGUGAUUUUAUAGAUGAAAUCCAGAGCUUUCUCCCCUUUAGCCUUAGCAUCAAGCCUUUUGCUGUAGAUGUCGUACACAAAACGCUUGAAUGGUGAUUCCUUUCUAUCAAAGAUAUAUCCACAGAUCGGGUAUACUUUGUAGCCCAAACUUACUGCAUACUUAAGCUCCUCAGAAAAAUAAACACCGAGAAAUCUCCCCGUGGGGAAGAUUAUCGUACCAUCAUCCUUUUUAUAAGGUAGAAGAGGCUUUUUAAUAUGCUUAGGACAAAUUAUAAAAGCUCUAAUGAACCCAAACAUAUCAUUCAACACAAUCUUUGAUUUCUUUGAUCCUAGAUCACUAACCCAGCGGGUCUUGCCUAUAGGCAUAUCAUCUAGCAUAGAUGAGGGGUAUAGAGAAUUUACAUCAUAAUAAUACAAAUUCUCCCCGUAUGGCUUAUACACGUCCGUGUGACCACCGUAGUAGCCUUCCCUAAUAAAUUGAGCCUCAUUAUCGUCAGGAAUGUAGAUGCGAUUAUCAUCAUCAUCCUUAUAGUAAACACGUCUAAAUAUUUUUAGGGCCAAUGCUGAUAUUGUUAAUACUUUCAGGAUAUCAAUCCCAUACUCUUCCCAAAUAAUGGCUUUAGCGCGUUGCAUAACAGCAGCUGUUAUUAGAAUAUCUUGUUUAAGAUAAGUUAAAGAGUCUUCCCUAAUACUAGGUAGUUUAUCAACGGUGACAUUCUGGUGAUCGAAAGAUCCCUUCCCCCCAAUUCUGGGCAAAAACUAUUGGCUAGAUCAGCGAGCUUUACUUUCAACAGGAGGUACGAAUCCAUGAACGUUAAAACAAGCCUUUUAUCCCCAUUUUUGGAUACCUUAUACAGUUUUAUGGAAUAAAUACAGUCGUUUCUCAUGAUGGGCUCUAUAUGACAGUUUUUAUAACUUUUAGUUAAAAAAGAGAGUAUCAUAAUACCGUCGAACUGAGAUAAAUUGUGAAAGUAUACAACCAUUGAACUUCCUCUUCUUUGAACAUCCUUUACUAUUCUAUUAAUCAUCUCUGUGAGCAUCUUUUCACUCAUAUCGUGAAAAUCCUGGCACACUUUUGAGUAGUCAUGUGCAUAGAACGUCGUAAUAUGCUCCGCGUUAACCCGCUUUUCCAUAUCAACCAUCAUAUACCCCCCUGCGUAGGGCACGUGAGUUUUGUCGACAUCCGUGUCUCGUCUUUUUAAUAAAAGAGUUUCUAGAUCAGCAACAAAAAAUAGAGUUUUGUUUUUCAUUUCUGUUUUAUCGACAGGGAUAUAUGACUGAUAGCGUCUUUUUGAACGUCGACCCAUCUUGGGUAUUUCUAAAUUAUUUAUGUCGCUGUAUUUAAUAAGUGCUCCCUUCAGAUAGUUCAAAGAUUCAUCUUUAGUUGGAAUUGAAGCUUGAUUCAAAUCUAUACUACCCUCCCUUUCUGAUUAUUCUAUUUAAUGCAAGAGUAAGGAUAGACGUCUUAUUCUUCAGUGUUGAGAUAGAAUGACUGUAGACCCUCUUCUCUCUUUUAGUUAGCCUUACUUAUUUAUUCCAAUUCCUCAGCUGGAAACAGAACUACCAAAGGGAAGAAGACAGAAGGCAACAAAGGCGCGUAUCAGCUUCAAGCAUAUAGAGAACUUGACUUACUCACCUACUUUAAUGCCUGCUUUUUACUACUUGAAAUUGAAAGCUGGCUUGGCUCUCAGACCAAUUAACUUGACACCUGCUUAGCGCCCUCACUGCUACUUCUCUCAUUAAGCUGCUCUCUCCUUUUAUCAACUUAUGAAAAAACAGCCUAUUGAUCUUCCGUCGCUCGCUAUGGAUGGUUGCAGUUGCCAAAAGGCUACCUUUUCGCACAACACUUAAAUGAGUCACUGACUGGUUUUGACGUACGUAAUACUUAACCUUACAAUCGGCAUUGCCCUUCUUCUUGCAACAGAGGAUUCGUUCUCUACGCCGAAAGGACUAAGAGCUCUUAUUCCGCAGCCUUUAGCACAUAAUGGAAUUGCUCCUUCUAUGCCUCCUCAUCUGUCUCGCCUGCAAAUCCUGCUAACAGCCUAGUCUAUUAGGAAACAGCUGAUUCAAUUGCUAAAACUGCUGUUCGAGAAGGGACUAACGGCACUGAUUUCUAGUGCUAUAACAGAAACUGCCCUUAACGCGCAAAUGAAAGCCCUCACAACACUCUUUACCUGCAACUGCUCCCGCUUAUGGUAGUAGAUAAACAGGUGGUGGACAUGUAUCUGCAGCCUCUGCUGCUGGUAGAUUGACUGUUUUAUAUGGACUGAGGCUGCAACUGAGGGUAGUGCCUGAGAAUGCUACUCUAUUCCUGGAAUUAGCCAUCCCCUUCUUUGACUAUUCGACCUGCUCCUCGAAGCAAGGAAGGAAUUCAGAUGGCAUUGAAUGCCCUUUCCGCAAGAAGGAUAGGAGUUGGCUUACCGCAUCUACCUUCUGGAUAAGGGCUGGGGCGUUAACUUAAGUACUAAAGCAGCUGGACCCUUCGUUGAUUCCCCACGAAGGAAUCGGAAUAUCGCUACUUCCCCUUACUGUCCUAAGCAGGGGAGAUGGAUUAAAACCUUGUGUGAAGGAAAGGCUGUAAAUGUCGUUGACCAUUAAUCCGGUUGAAGGACAAAUGGAAUGGAGAGUAAAGGAAAAUAAGGUCAUUCUUCUGUCUAGCUUCUGGUCGGUGCCCCUUCUCCAACUCCGCCAGCCAAGACUCUGUUACUCGAGCAGGAAAGUUUUCCGUGCGUCCUGUGUUCUCCCGGUUCUUACGUCUCUCAAGCCGGUUCACUUGCCUGGUCAUUACUGGACUACCAUACAAGAUUCUAUACUGAGCUGACCUAUCAACCAGACGGACUUGAACAACUGACCUGUCUGCUAUUGUUAUUGCCGGGCUCAGGCGCCAGGGAAGGGAUGAUCAGAGAAGUCAAGUCUUGCCUUGGGUCAGAGUUCCAGUUCUCUCAGAAGAAUCUCCGCUUUCCAAUCCAGGUUUACGGCUUCCAUAGCGUAUGUCAUUGGCCAUUCUUGCUUCAUAGACUGCGGCACCAUUGAUUUAUGGCCCAGAUCACGAAAAGAGAAGGCCUCAAAAACGGGAUGGAGCCAAUGAGUAGAGUAACUAGCGGUUAGAUUCGUCUUUAUGCUCGUUAUACGUGAACUAAUCUCAUUUGUUACGAAUCAAACUGAUUGACUCCGGUAGAAUGAUCCAGCGAACUCUUCCACACUGGCAUCAAUACUACUACUCCUCGGUGGCAGGCAGCAUGCAUAUUGCAAUUCAUUCACAUCUGCCAUCCAUCUGUCUCUCUCCUCAGCUCUACGCCGCCCUGUCCCUUAAGGAAAGGAAACUAGACUAGAAAUCAGAAGAACCAAAAGAGUGCCGCAGUAUUCUCAUAAGAUCAGAUCAACGCUCAUAUCUCUUGCUCGAGGUUCUAUCUCAUUCCUUGCUGCUAGUGCUAGAUAGAUUCUUUUAUUUGAGGAUCGCAUUCCUUUCCUCUUGCUCGGUCUAGUUGCAGGGUCUAGAUCGCAUUCAUUCACUAAAGUUUGCUUUUUCUACUCACUUCUAUGUGUUCAUCUAUUGACCUGGCCCGAGGCAAUAUUGAGUAGGGCUUUCAUAGGUGAACUUUCCGAACUAGCUUUCCAAGUUGUUUCGUUAUCUUGUGAUGUGCCGGAUCUCUCUUGAAUAGCUCGGUUUCUUGCCUUCCGGUUUCGGUUCUAAGUUGCUGCCCAUUCAUUUCCUACGAAUAAGGAGAUAUGUAAAGCCAGUCAUUCUAUGAAAGAGAACUUGAACUUCCAUGAGGCAAGUAGUUUAUCGAAGGUAUGGAGAAGGGCUUCACUCGCGCCUUGGGACUGAACUAGAGUACAGAACUAGCACUAGCUUCACUAGAGUAGAGAACUCGCUUCCUCCUUCCUUCUUUUCCAUUCCUAACCUGACUAUUCCAGCUUACUAGUUACCAGCGUGUAUAAUUUCCAGCCCUACGAACACUGAAAGAGAAGGCAUAGAAUCGAUUCUUUGUUGGAUCCACUCGGAGGUUCCUUCUGACCUUGUGUGAACACACAAAAGCUAGCGGCGCACUUUCUUGUCAACCUACCGAACCUCUCCUCUGCUCUGAACCGCACCACCAAAAGUACGGAUAUCCGGAUCUGGUUCCAUACUGGACUGGCUAUAUGAACUCCUCUUAGACAAACAAGGAACUAAACUAUGAUACGUAAGAACCUUAGCCGCCUUACCAACACGCAAGUAAUAUAACUAUAGGUUUAUUAUCUUUGAAACCGGGGAGCCCAUCAUCAUAUUCAAAGAAGGAUGCUUCCCACCUGGCACUACGGAACUAUUGUAUUGAGGAACGGGCCAAUGUCAUAAAAUGCAAUUCCUGCCUAGAAAUGGACUAGACUACGUACGAACUUGGAACCCAGUGGCAGGACAGCUAGAAAAGUCCAAUGGUUCAAAUCCCUGUUCUCGGGGCAAGGCAUCUAUUCUUGAGCUCUUAUGUGAGAAGGGUUUUUCUUGUUGAUACCCACAAGACGACUCCACUUGUUAUGAAAGUCCUCUUUUCAAAGCGAGAUCACUAUAAGGAUAAGGAUAAGGCCGGCGGGCCCUCCCAAGGGUGGGUGGGACCGACGCAAGCGAUAACACUCCGCCCUUGGAUUCGUUUCGCAAAGGGAGACAUCUUGGCUAAACACUGACACAAUCUACAAAUACCACUUCCAAUACAAUUUGUAGAAACUCCGACUCCCGUUCAGAAAGAAAUGGGACUUCCCGAGAGGGGAUUCACUACUUGAUGAUGGCCGAGCCAACUCAUUAAUGAGAGAACUCGGACAAUUAAAGAAAUCAGACAAAGAAUAUAGUUAUUAGUUCUGAAAGUCCAAUUUUCUCCUUUCUACUUUUCUAAAACCUAAACAAAGAGGCGUUAGCCCUGUGCUCCUAUUGUUGAAGCAGCAAUUCCCAAUCUACAGAAAGCCCGUGCCCCAAUCCAGAACAGGAACAGACAAGACAGCGCUAGCGAGGAAUAGCUUUUCAGGCACUAUCCAACAGAUCAGAUCGAUUGGCUUUCAGGAAGGAUAUGUCUCCAGCUCUACGGCACUCUUCACUCGUUGUGGAGCGGGCAGUCUACCUCCUAUAUCGCUCGUUUUCUGGUUGGUAGUGACUCGAGGUGCUGGAUGCGUGUUCAAUGCAGCUCUAUUGUCCCCUUGUCGGUAGUGGCCAUUGAUUGAGCUUCUGCAGUUGGUGGGCGUGGAAAUUCUUCUUUUUCAGUGGAAGUUUCAUAGCUAGCGAGACUAGAAGCAAAGAGCACAGUGCUAGAGCCAACAGGCAUUAAGGAAAAGAGUGCUAUAAGAGCGAAAGUCAAGCACAGUGCGAAGGAAUGCAUUUUCUUUUUAGAAGGGCAGAGAGUGGGGGAGGAAUGAUUCUCUGAAAAAGGGUAGGGUCCAGUUAGCUCGGAAGGUUUGACCCGGUAUAUUUCCCGGAAAUAUUUAGAGAGAAGACUCCAUUCAAAAAAUGCAUCCUUGGUCCUAGGUCUUAUUCAAUUAAACCGAGAAGGGCAGGCAGGUGACGCAAGUGUAAGGUGUGACCCUCGAUCUGUCUGUGAACCGGAAAGGAGGUAUGGUACUCGAAAUCAACUUGUUACUCUGCCUUCCUAUCAACAGGAAAUGGCUUGCAUGGAUCCAAAAAUAAAACGAAAACCAACAACGUUGCAAUGGGGAAGGGCGUAGCUGGUGUAAAACUAAAGCUAUAUCUUUUCUUCUUUGCUUGUAACAAACAGAGCUAUCUAAAGCUUGAAAGUAAGCAACAGAGCUAUCUAUUCCAACGUAUUGGUCCAACUCCACGGUUCCUCUCAUCUUUCUUGUCGGAGAAAGCCUGUCUUCUGAGACAUCCAUUAAUCAAAUUUGAUCAGUAACAAAAAUCGUAUGUAAUGAAAGAAGAGUCAGCCUUGGGGUGGGGCACGAGGGGUGUCCCCUGUAUGCAGGUCGCUACUUAACUUGACAAGCAGUGUUGCUGUGUAAGAGAUUGUGUGGGCGCGGUUCGCGAUCUCUUCUUUCCUUUCCCAACCAAAUAAAGAAAUGCAAAAAACGACUAAUUCUAGACCAGAAGAUCUUCUCAUGUUGGAUAUCAGAAAUAAAAUGGGUGAUCUUUCGGGAGGGAGUGCCAGUAGCACCAGUUCAUCGUCUUUUUUGUCUUGCAAUUCUAGUCUACACUCUCAUAGUCCUUCUUCUUCAGAAGGAUUCAUUUCUUUUGGGACUCCCUCGUCCUCUUCCUCUGUCAAUCAACCAUCGCCAUUAGCAUCCUCUUCCUCUGUCAAUCAACCCUCGCCAUUAGCAUCCUUUUCUGUGAACCAGCCAUCCCCUUCUUCCGUGAAAGGAGUAUUCUUAACGGACAGUGGUACUCCCUCUUCCUCUUCGUCCGUAAAUCGGCCAUCCCCAAACCCGACCGAUGAAAGGGUCGUAGAAUAUCAAGGGGCUAUACGCGAGGAAAUGGCCAAAUUAAUGCCGGCAGGGAUCACCAAGAGAUUCUAGUUGCAGCCGAACGAAUACAUGGGGGGAGUGCUAAUAUAGGAUUUCUUCGAUCACAGCUCCGGGAUUUAGUAGCAAAUGGCACUGAAAGUGAAGCCUUCAAGUACGGAAUAGCUGAGCUAGCGAAUGAGAAUUUAGCGGCAAAUUUCGCUGCGAUGCAUUUAGCGGAGAGUCCUUUGGAUCAAUUUGGCAUUCACCCUCUCGCUCUCGCUCUCGGUCUCGGUUUGUUCCUAUUUCUAGUUUUUCUUUUUCUUGCGCUGCGGGAAGUAUGGAAAAACAGGACGAGAGCAGCAUAAUCGUUAGUUAGGGGUAAGAGGGGAAUCUUAUGUCCAUAUUAUCUAAAAAAUAUAUGAGUGUUAAGCUUGUGCGCGUUGUUAUUUGUUGUUUAUGUGAGGCUGCAUGCGCUUGUUAUUGUUGUUUAUGUGAGGCUGCAUGCGAAUGAUUAACUCGUGUCUUUAUGUCCAUGUGAGAAGGCUAAUAAAUUAUCUCUUUUCUUUGGUCCGGAAAAAGGAAGUAAGACCCUCGAGACGAGAACUACAUAUGGUCUGAUACUGACUUCCUUGAAAAGAGGAAGACAAGUUAUGUAGGCAGUAGCCGUUCCAGAAAUGCAGCGGUACCACAAGUGCUCAUUCAUUGGUCCAACCUAGAAGCUACUUGGAAGACUAUGAAUUGAUUGCAAGUAAGUAUCAUGGACAAGGAGGAUUUUUAGGAGAAAGGAGAUCCUCUCUCAACCCAAUAGAUGCAAUGUAGGAAGACUAGUAUCUUUAGUCCAUGGGUGUAACACCAUAAGAUGGGAUUGAUGGUAAUCUAUCAUAAUCGUUUCCCUUUUUGUCUAGAUGACGUCCCCACGGUGUCUAUAAUUUAUGUCAACCAAUAAGAAAUACCCGAAAGAAGAUGCGUAGGCCUUCAAUCAUGGUGCAAUGAAUAUCGUAGAUAGAGUGAUGGAAGAAGUUCGAUCUCAUAUAGCUAGCUGGAGUCUUUCUUUUCAAAUCAAAGUGAAACGAUUUUCCUUUUACGUUGAGAUAUUUGAAUUGGAUUUUCUUUCACCACUACUAUCGUAACGCACAGAAAACACUGACGUUUCCGCUCGCUUUCAACCACUGCCACUUUACCUGAGCACUGUGACGCAGUCGGUCAAGUAUUGAGGCUAGUAUAUCAAGGACUUAUGAGAACUGAAAAGAAAAAAACUAGGCAAAGGAAUUCUCAAAGUUCAUUGAGUUAAGGAGGACCAUUCGUGGGGGGUUCGUGGAAGAGUUGGGUUCGAUUCCCUUUAUACGCGAUGUGGCGAAAAAGACUGAUUCAACGAAAUAUGCCUGCAUUAAGAUUUAAAACGUGCCGUCUACUUCCAGGAAAUGUUCGGAACAGAGAACUUUCUCUAAUCCAACGCCGCAUUCUCCGAAGAUUGAGGAACAAGAGGAGAUCCAUUAAAAGAAAUCUUUCUCAGAGAGAAAAUCUAAACAGUAACAUCAAAUCACAAACUACACGAAAGUUGUCCCUUUAUUAUGGGGAUUUACCCAUAAGGGAGAUGCACAGAGGAAGAGAACGAACUUCAUAUAUCCCUUUUUUACUCAAUCAAGAAACAAGAUCGGACGUGAUUCCGGUUCGUCUCCGUUUUAGUGACACUCUUCCUCAAGCAAGGCAGCCGAUAAGUCAUCGAAGGGUUUGUUUGAAUAAUGGACUGGUAACCAUUACUCAUUUUAAAGUUUCCCAUGGUGAUCUAAUAUCUUUUAAAGAAAAUGACGCGAGAACCCGCGGUGAAGAAAUAAGGAGAUCUUUCUAUAUCGACAUAUCAGUUGGAAAAAUCAUAGGCAAAUUCCUACCGGUCAGAAUCUGGAGAAGAACAAAACAGAAUGGUUCCGCUUACUCACAACUCAGAGGGGAUGCCGCUUACUACUAAAAUCCGGGUUUUUGCAAGAGUUGCGUUCUUAUAUGCAAGAAGAAGACUUAGAAAGAACAAAGAAGUUUGGAUCCGCAAAAGUAUGCUUAGGCAGUUCCUUCGCUGAGCACAACAGAAUGAAGAGGAAUUUGUUUCAUUUCAAAUACUUCUUCUUAUGGAAAAGAAGGAAGGAGGAAGAGGAAGGGGUAGAGGAGAUCCUCAAAGUUAUCGAGGAAAACGAAAACCGAAAAGAGCAAUAAGCCCUUUUGUUUACACAAACAAAUUAUAUAGAAAUUCGACCUAUUGCUCCGGAUCCCCGUUUACUAUUACUAGGAAGAUAAGAAUCAAAAGGAUCGAACUACCUACUCAUUAUUCGGAGGUGAAUCAUAGAACACUAAAAGCUGUGGUAUCUUAUGGACCUAACAUAGGUCACAUCCCUCACGACAUAAGAUUGAAAGAUCCAAACCUUCCUCUUCGGAGCGGAAACGGACGUGGCCAAAACAUAUAAAAAAAGAUCGGCCUAGUCGCUCAUAGGGACAUAUCUAUCCGGAUAGAGGAGAGGAUAGUCUAGAUCAAUUUUUAGAAAAAUCUCUCUCUAUAUAGAAUAGAAUAGAUAGGUAUCUCUGUGGAUAGAGAUAAAGAUAGGGAUCCCUCGAAAUAUAUGGAAAAAGUGCACUUUUUUACUACUACUACUAUUUCUUAUUCUUAGACGAAACAUCGUUUUUUCGAUUUUGACUGAAUUGGUCGGAGCGUAGACGAGCGAGCAGAGCCCAGGAAAGAGGUCAGAUCGUCAUAGAGCAGUCGACUAUAAGUAUAAGACUGCUGGCCUGAGAGAAGGCAGUCUCUCUCGGAAACAUGGCCCAGGGUUCUAUAGUAUAGUAUAGUAGCCAGACUAUAGGAAAAUCAAGUCUCAUGUUGCUCCUCAGAAACGCGUAUAGUAUAUAGUAUAUAGUAUAUAGUAUAUAGUAUAUAGUAUAUAGUAUAUAGUAGUAGUAGUAUCAUUGGCCAAAGUAAAGUCGAUGGACAAACGCUGUUCGUUAGAACUAGCAUUUUGUUUUGUCAUGGAAUCAAGUCUAUUUGUUCGAAUGUUCUUUUUUUCGUUUCGUUGGAAAAACCAACGCCGACGUCAAGAAUGGAUCAGUCUAGUCUCCUUUCUCUUUUGGGAGCAGAGCUGAAAAAGAUGGAAUUGUCAAGUACGAUGAUAUUUUUAUUAACGGAUAGAAAAAUGCUAUUAUCAAGUAGUAAACCCAUUAUGAUUGCAACUCGUGGGAUGCCUGGAAUCCCACUAAAUCGAGAAUCGGAAUCGGUGGAGGAUGUGCAUAGGGUACUCCGAGCCCUCCCCUUAUUUAGAGAAAUGGAAGGUAUCUUGCGUGAGAGGAACCUGAAUCUCCCGUCAGUACAGGAAAUAAGCGCUUUCCGUGUGAAUCUAUUCUCUGGUAUCCGGCGUGAGAGUGCGAUUGCGGACUACGACGCUUUUUGGCGCUCCUUACUCGAGGAGAUUCACACACCUCAGGGACGUAGUUGUUUUGGUCAGAGAAUACAAGAUCUGCACGCCCGAAUGUCUGCCGAGGGCAACUGGGACUACUUGAUUGCCCAACAAGGCAGAGGGUAUUUUGGUAACCUACCUAAUCUCAACAGCCCGUUGGAUCAAUAUCAAUUUGGAAUUCACCCAAUUCUGGAUCUGAAUAUUGGUGAGUACUAUGUCUCAUUCACAAAUCUAUCCUUGUCUAUGUCUAUGCUACUCACUCUCGGUUUGGUCUUACUUCUGACCAAAGUAUUUAUGGAAUCGUCCGGCCAGAAACGGGGAAGAGCCCAUGCUGUCGUAGAGGCCUCGUCGAGUGCUUCCGCUACGCCUAAUUCUGAGGAUGAUGAUAAGCGGAAAAAAGUGUCCCGCCAAGACGCCAAUGGCAAAGAGUCAGAGCCGCCCAUAAAUGGGGCGCAACCUGAAGUACCAUCCAUUGCGUUCUUAAAGAAAAGAAUUAAAACAGUUCUAAGGUCCUGUCGAGAUAGGAACCCUAGGGAGAGCACAUUACGCUCUACUUACGAGGAUCUUCACCUUGAAACGGCGAGCGCCGAGAAGCGGGUAAAAAUCGCCCAGGCCCUAGAAAAUCUGUACAGGCGAAGCCAAUAUUUCCGGAGUAACAAAAGGCAGCAGCCCCAUACCGACUUGAUUAUUCAAAUCUGCGAUUGGGAGCGUACGAAGAGGUAAAGAAAUUCACUGGUGUAGGCAUAGGAAACCGAGGCCCCCCAAACCCAUCUACUAUACGGUUGAGGUGAGGGGGGGAAAGAAGAGUGGGCAUGUGGGCUUCUUUCACU
Zea mays is the source of this 27339-nucleotide messenger RNA. Its product is annotated as NADH-ubiquinone oxidoreductase chain 6. Gene Ontology annotation, molecular function: NADH dehydrogenase (ubiquinone) activity. Bases 29 to 691 code for a protein of 220 amino acids. NCBI's taxonomy places the organism in Eukaryota, Viridiplantae, Streptophyta, Magnoliopsida, Poales, Poaceae. The transcript has a single exon. The record is from RefSeq and is a predicted model, not a curated record.